Molecule: messenger RNA, 696 nt
Organism: Mesorhabditis belari
Lineage: Eukaryota; Metazoa; Nematoda; Chromadorea; Rhabditida; Rhabditidae
Source: the annotation of a GenBank genome assembly
AUGAACGAAUCAGAGACAAAAUUCGUCUAUGUAAAGCCGCCAGUUAAACACAUGAUAUUAAAGAUCUACCAUACAAAUUCUGCUAAAAAUCUCGUGAAAAUGAGGCUCAGGGCCUCAUUGUUAUUGAUGAUCAUGGCGAAUAUCGCUCUUUUCUUUGCCGUUUAUGAGAUGGCGCCGCUCAACUCCACGAAUUAUUUAACUUUUGGAGCAAUAAUGCUCACCGCAAACGCUUUUGCGGCCAUUUCUGUCAUCAACGACAAUUGGAAAUUCUUAAUGCCACUUUUUAUUGUAUUGAUCCCCUGUGUUUUCACUCCAAUUCUCUUUUUCCUCUAUUACAUCUCAAUUCCACUUUUCUGCAAACUUGGCCGGAUCUUUGCGAAAAACGAAAGAAACGGAACUCUGACAAAAGAUGAUUUGAUUGACGCAUGUGUUCACGAAUUCCCCGCCACUGACUCGCCACAAGCAUACAUUUUUCUUUAUUUUGGUCUUGAGAAACUGUUGGAGCUCUACUUGGUCUCAAAACUGAUUCGCUUGAUGCAAAAAGAUCAAGAGUUUUUGAGAUCAAGAGAUCAAGAUGAACAAAGAAGGACAAAUGAUGAGGAGAGUGAGGAUGAUAUGAUUGUCUACGAAAAAAUCCCUCGGAACUCAUCAAAAGCUCACCCAACCGAUGUCAUCGAUCGACAUGCUCCAAUUCAA